GGGGCAUUCACCUGGCGUUUAAUUCGAUUAGAGAAUUGCGAAAUGGCGUAUUCGAAAACGUUUCACUCUUAACACUUGACAUGAGUUGGAACAAGAUAGUUUAUAUCGAUAAAGAUGCAUUGGAUGGGAUUAAAGGUCUUCGGUACCUUAAUCUAAGUAGAAAUUCCUUGAUGACGGUGCCAAUGAGUAAUUUCCCAUCAAGUUUAACAAACCUUAAUUUAUCAUAUAAUUUGUUGGACCGAAUGCUGCUAAAUUCAAACAGGUUUUCUAAUUUGACCGUUCUGGAUUUUAGUUACAAUUUUAUAAGCAAGGUUGCAAUUUCAUACAGCUAUCCGUUGCAGGAAGUCGAUUUGACUAACAACAACCUGCGUGCAUUUGAUUUCGUCGACGUAGUAUUUGUGGAAUUGCUUAAAAUCGCGUCGAACAAGUUCGUCAACGUUCCCGAACAUCUGCUUUAUUUAAACGCUCGUAAACUGGAUAUAUAUCCUAAUCCGUGGAAAUGCGAUGAACUUAGAAAUGCCUGGCGGCAUUUUUAUCGUAACGGUGUUAAUGUGAUCAACAAAAGUAACUUGAAAUACUGCGUGGAGACCAAUCAGCAUUUAUACGAUCAGGCUGAUAAAUCUAAGUUAGAUUGCUAUCGAUGUUCCGAAGAUUCGGAUUGUCCCACCUGGAUGGCCUGUAGAGGCGGAAGCUGUUGGAAUCCGUGUGAAGAUCGCCACCUUUGCGAUGCUAGCAGUAUUUGCUACGCAAGCAAUCAUACAUUUGAAUGUAAUUGCCCAGCGAAUCAGCUAAGAAAUCCAAUGGACAUUUACUCGCAAUGUGACCGUGUAGAAUGUUACGAUCAGAGUAAUUGUAAUGCCGAUCAAGUUUGCAGCAACAACAAGUGCUCUGAGGGUAUUAUCAGUCAUUCUCAUCCCUUACAGCCUGCUUCACCAAUAGAGCCGUCAGAAGAAAAAGAAGAGCCUUGGUGGUUUGAGGAAAUUCCUAAAGUGCAGCCUCAAUUUGACGGGUCCCCUAAAGCGAAUAUCUCAAUGAGUAUUCAUUGAAGAAAGCCUUCCAUGACUUUGUGCGUUGUUUGGGGAACCGACAACCCUCCAGAAGUCGUCAAUCCCGUUCAGCUUUGCGUCCAAGACAGGCAGGAAAACGGUAGACGCGGAAAUCGA
Molecule: messenger RNA, 1163 nt
Organism: Cylas formicarius (sweet potato weevil)
Lineage: Eukaryota; Metazoa; Arthropoda; Insecta; Coleoptera; Brentidae
Exons: 2
Coding region: 81-1046 (321 amino acids)
Molecular function (GO): protein binding
Source: RefSeq, a predicted model, not a curated record